UUUGCUUUUGUCAAUUUUCCUUCAAUUCUCCAAACCAUAAUUCUUCUUGAUCUAUGGCCUCUGUUGAACCUCAAAACGAGAGAAAUCACGUUUACAGGUUUUCAACAUUGCCUCAAUCAGAAACCGAAGCUAAUAAUCAUGAAGAACAACCAUUAUCAAUCUCCACAAACACAACAAUUCCAACCAUUUCCGACGAUAUUUACUCAGAUGAAAACAUUAACAUUAGCCCUCGUACCUGCGAAAAAAUCCAAGACGUUGUCGGUCUCACAAUGUUAAUAUUACUAAUAUUCUUACCUCUUUAUAGACGCUUAGGAUCACCAAAACAAGACCCAAUCCCACCCAUUUUCAACCUCAAUUCAAUGUACAUUUCAAAUUUCACCAUAGGAACAAAAGGACUCGCCGCAACGUGGGACGCGAAAUUCACAAUCACAAACACAAAUGUCUCGUCUAUAUACUUUCGCAGCAUUGAUUUCACAAUAUUUUACAAACAAAAUCCAGAAGAUGCUCUCUCAAUUGCUUCUUCGUACCCUUUUUAUUUGGACCAAGGUGAGUUUAUAAAGCUGCAUUUGAAAUUCAUGACUACGGGGACAGCGGGUUGGGAAGCUGAUCAAGAACAGCCAUUUGUGGAGAAUAAUUUGGUGGAUGAAAUAGGGAAAGAUAGAGAUAGAAAUAAUGGUACAUUGAGUUUUGGAAUUCAAACGAAGGUUCAAGCUAUUUAUUAUGGUGAAACAUGGGUUUCUGAUGUUGUUAUGACACCUUAUUGUGAAGAUUUGAUGGUUCAUUUUUUUCCUAAUAAGAAUUCAGGAAGGUUGGUUAACCCCAACAGGAAUUUCUCUGUUCCAAUUCAUUGGAAGCCAUUGCCUUUCUUUUGAAAUCAAGGUCAUGUAUUUUUCAUGUCAAUGAUUUUAGUUCCUUUUUUGAUUUGUAAUGUAAUUAAGGAAUUUAUGUAUGUUUAUUUAGACCUGUUUUAAAUUUGUUUUACAUGUUACAUAGUCUUUGAAAUUCAGUGAGCAACAAAAUAUAUACACGUUUGCUUUUAAAAUGUCAUACUCAGUCAAUGUAUAAUAAAAAUUUAUUACGGUUAAUAA
Messenger RNA from Lathyrus oleraceus (garden pea), 1088 nucleotides. RefSeq lists its product as uncharacterized. Bases 54 to 872 code for a protein of 272 amino acids. NCBI's taxonomy places the organism in Eukaryota, Viridiplantae, Streptophyta, Magnoliopsida, Fabales, Fabaceae. The record is from RefSeq and is a predicted model, not a curated record. The transcript has a single exon.